Ictalurus punctatus (channel catfish) is the source of this 2763-nucleotide messenger RNA. It is a transcript of the gene gja11, whose product is annotated as gap junction protein, alpha 11. Gene Ontology annotation, biological process: cell communication. Gene Ontology annotation, cellular component: connexin complex. The transcript has a single exon. Lineage: Eukaryota; Metazoa; Chordata; Actinopteri; Siluriformes; Ictaluridae. Bases 851 to 1747 code for a protein of 298 amino acids. The record is from RefSeq and is a predicted model, not a curated record.
GAGCAGAGAGGGUUAAGGGCCUUGCUCAAGGGCCCAACGGUGGCAGCUUGGCAGUGCUGGGGCUUGAACCCCUGACCUUCUGAUCAGUAACCCAGAGCCUUAACUGAAAAGCCACCAGGGGCAGGAGGAAACUAAAAAUGAACUGCAGGAGUGUAGCACAAAUAUCAUGUCUAGUGGAGCCAUGACUAAUUAUUAGUUCAGUUGAUUGAUUUAUAAAGCAUGUUUUAAACAUCAGAUGUUGAAACCAAAGCGCUGUACAAGAAACAUAAAACAGAAUUCUAACCAAUUAAGAGUAAACAAAAAACAAAGAUAAGACCAAUGAAAAGUUUAUACCCUCAAUUAUAACCUAAAACAUGCAAAUAAGUCUUCAACGAAGAUGUAAACACAGAAACGGAAGGGGAAGAUCUGAUGUGAAGAGGAAGACUAUUCCAAAGCCUAGGAGCAGCCACGGAGAAAGCCCGGUCCCCUUGCGCCUUAAAACGUGAAACGAGGAACCGAGAGCAGUAAUUGACUGGAUGACCGAAGGCGCCUUGAAGCAGUGUACGGGGUGAGAAGAUCACAAAUAUACUGUGGAGCAAGUCCAUGCAAAGCUUUAAAAACAAAAAGUUUAAAAAAUUUUAAAAUCAGAACAGAACUUGACCGGUAACCAGUGAAGAGAAGCGAGCACAGGUGUAAUUAUUACAAAAUAAAUGACAAAUAGGACUACUGAGCUGACUCUAUAGAUCUACCUAUAACUGUUUGUCUGUAUUACAUAACCACUGUUAUACCACACUGUUAUUUCCAGUCAUUUAUUCUCAUGUUUAUCUCAUAUUUUUGAUACUUCUUCUCCAGGUGACCCAUUUAACUGAAGAUGGGUGACUGGGACCUCCUCAGCCGGUUGCUAGACAAGGUUCAGAAACACUCAACGGUAGUCGGGAAGAUCUGGCUGACUGUGCUGUUUGUCUUCAGGAUACUCGUGCUUGGAGCCGGUGCUGAGAAAGUGUGGGGUGACGAGCAGUCCGAUUUCAUCUGCAACACACAGCAACCCGGCUGCGAAAACGUCUGCUACGAUCACGCGUUCCCAAUCUCCCACAUUCGCUUCUGGGUGCUGCAGAUCAUCUCGGUGUCCGCUCCUACUCUGGUCUACCUGGGCCAUGUCCUGCACGUCAUAAACGAGGAGAAGGGUAUGAGAGAAGCUAUGAAGAAGGCCCCGAAUGAUCAGGCCAACAUGUUCCAAAGUAAAGGCCUGAAACGUCCUAAAUACAGCAACGACAGUGGGAAAGUCAGCAUCCAAGGUCGUCUGCUGAGAAGCUACAUUUUGAAUUUGCUUUGCAAGAUCUUGCUGGAGGUUGGAUUUGUUUUAGGACAGUAUUACCUCUACGGCUUUACGCUUCAUGCUCAAUAUGUAUGUAGUCGCUUCCCGUGCCCUCACAAAGUCGACUGUUUUCUGUCAAGACCAACCGAGAAGAACAUUUUCAUUUGGUUUAUGCUAGUGGUGUCCUGCGUGUCAUUGCUGCUGAACCUCAUUGAGGUCUUCUACCUGUGUGUCAAGAAGGUCGGUGAGUGCCUGAACCGUAAGAGCAACUACAAUGUAACCUCUGUGACCCCGGUUUUGACCAAGAAGACUUUUGAAAACAAAGACCACAUGUUACAGAACUGGAUGAAACGUGAGCUUCACCUUCAGAAAAAGGAAGUCGCCAAUGAAGUUGGCAAGCAUGCAAUUUUGGAAGACCAAAACACCAAUGACGUGGAAGAGGUUCAUAUCUGAGCUUCGUAAACAGAAACUUUCUCAAGGCCAGCUGAUACAAAUAUCAGUGAUAUCAGUUUCGUCCAUGUUGCACAGUACACAAUAGGGCCAAAAGUAUGUGGACACCUGUCUAUCACAGCCCUAUGUGCUUGUUGAACAUCCCAUUCCAAAACCAUGGGCAUUAACAUGGAGUUGGUUCCCCUCCACCUUUGCUGCUAUAAUAACCUCCAUUCUUCUGGGAAGACUUUCCACUAGAUUUUUGAGUGUGGUUGUGGGAGUUUGUGCCCCAUACAUUCACAAGAGCAUUAGUGAGGUCGAGCACUGAUAUCAUGUGAGAAGGCCUGGAGCAGAGUCACUGUUUCAAUUCAUCACAAAGGUGUUCAUUCCAUCCAUCCAUUUUCUAUACCGCUUAUCCCUCAGGGUCACGGGCACUAUCACAUACACAGUCACACACCCAGUCAUACGCUACGGACACUUUGGACAUGCCAAACAGCCUACCAUGCAUGUCUUUGGUCUGGGGGAGGAAACCCAGAGUAUCCGUAGUAAAGCUCAGGAGAACAUGCAAACCACAGGGAGAACAUGCAAGCUCCACACACACAGGGCAGUGGUGGGAAUCGAAACCCCAACCCUGGCAGUGUGAGGCAAACUUUCUAACCACUUAGCCAACAUGUGCCCCCAAAGGUGUUCAGUGGGGUUAAAAUCAGGGCUCUUUGCAGGUCACUCACAUUCUUCCACUCCAAUCUUGGCAAACCAUGUCUUCAUGGAGCUGGCUUUGUGCACAGGAACAUUGUCAUGCUGGAACAGGUUUUGGCCUCUUAGUUCCAGUAAUACUACAGAAUGCAGAGGCAACAGUUUGAAGAAGACCCACAUAUGGUUGUGAUGGCCAGGUGUCCACAUACUUUUGAUCAUAUAAUGUAUUUACAUUACACCAUCCCAUUAUUGAUGCCCACAAGUGGUUUCCUCCUUACUUAAAUUACAAAACGUUCAUUUCUGUAAUGUUUUUUUUUUUUUUUUAUAAAGAUGGGGAUCAGCUUUGA